Oncorhynchus gorbuscha (pink salmon) is the source of this 2912-nucleotide messenger RNA. RefSeq names its product isochorismatase domain containing 1 (gene isoc1). The record is from RefSeq and is a predicted model, not a curated record. Bases 88 to 939 code for a protein of 283 amino acids. Gene Ontology annotation, cellular component: cytoplasm. Lineage: Eukaryota; Metazoa; Chordata; Actinopteri; Salmoniformes; Salmonidae. The transcript has 5 exons.
CCGAUCGCUUUUCUAGAUUCUGCACAGUUGCGCCCUCUGAAUGACCCACGCGUCUGUACGCAUUCACACGACACAGCUCCUGGAAUCAUGGCGGACGGUCACAGCAACAACAAUCAUGUCCCUGUUUUGCUUUCAUUUUCGGCGUUUUCGCGGCCGUCCUCUGUGCCUGUUGGUUCUGGAUAUGAAGUGCUCAUUCAAAAGUUUUUGUCAAUCUACGGACGCCAGAUUGACCUCCAUCGUAAAUUCAUGAUUCAAUUGUAUUCGGACGAGUGGGCACAGUACAUUGAUUUGCCGAAAGGAUUCAUCAUAUCUGAGAAAUGCAAGCUACGAUUUGUACCUUUGGAAACGGAUGUGACAGUACUGGGGAACCUGAUCCCUGCCACCACGGUUUUCUUCUGCUGUGACAUGCAGGAAAGAUUCCGCCCAGCUAUCAAGUACUUCGGUGACAUCAUCAGUGUGGGACAGAGACUGCUUCAGGGGGCUCGUAUCCUGGGGAUCCCCGUCAUCGUGUCGGAGCAGUACCCCAAAGGCCUGGGUAGCACUGUGCAGGAGAUGGACCUCACCGGAGCCAGGCUGGUGUUCCCUAAGACCAAGUUCUCCAUGGUGCUGCCUGAGGCUGAGGCAGCCCUGGCCGACCUGCCGGGGGUCCGCAGCGUGGUGCUGUUCGGGGUGGAGACCCAUGUGUGCAUCCAGCAGACAGCCCUAGACCUGCUAGCGAGGGGUUUCGAGGUGCACAUGGUGGCAGACUCCACCUCAUCCCGUAGCAUGAUGGACAGAAUGUUUGCACUGGAGCGAAUGGCUCGCACCGGGAUCAUUGUCACCACCAGUGAGUCUGUCCUCCUCCAGCUGGUAGGCGACAAGGAGCACCCGAAAUUCAAGGAGAUCCAGAAUAUCAUCAAAGCCAGCGCCCCCGAGUCUGGCUUGCUUUCUAAGGUCUAGACUAGGCCACACAUGGUCAAAAAGGAAAAGGUAGAAUGUGUCCUUAUCCACUUAUCCCAGAUACAGCUCGGGGCGGCAGGGUAGCCUAGUGUUUAGAGCGUUGGACUAGUAACCGAAAGGUUGCAAGUUCGAAUCCCCGAGCUGACAAAGUACAAAUCUGUCGUUCUGCCCCUGAACAGGCAGUUAACCCACUGUUCCUAGACCAGUUAACCCACUGUUCCUAGGCUGUCAUUGAAAAUAAGAAUUUGUUCUUAACUGACUUGCCUAGGAAAAUAAAGGUACAAUAAAUAAAAAUAAAAGAUAUGGCUUUAUAUUCUUGUCGUGGCUAAGGAUAGAACGUUUAGGUGUAGAGUAGCCUGAUCCUAGAUCUGUGGUUAAAUUAGUAUGUCAUGGUUAAGGUUAGGAUUGAGGGUAGGGAUAUCUGUGGUUAGGGACAACUUCUACCAUCAAGCAGUGGCAGAGAACCAAGAGGAAUCGAGAGGUUUAAAGUGGCAAUCUGCAGUUGCUUAAUAUAUUUUUGGAGUUAUAAUUGAAUUAUAUGUACCCAUUGAUUCUUGAAGAAUAUAACUUGGAAAUGCCUCAUGACCUUAGUUCAGCUGUCACAGUCCACGAGAACCCAAAAUAUAACCGUAUUUUAUUCCAAUGUUUGUAAACAACAAUAUAUAUAUUGCAUCCAUAGCUCUGUCUAUGGAUUUGAGUGCUUACAUUUCACCAGCCCCUCCCUUAUCUUUUUUUCUGCUGAUUUGAUGCUUUAAGGUGAAUUGGGGGAUGGGCCAGUUUUCCGUCCUGGUCUGGGAAGGGGAUGGACCAGUUUUCUGGUCUGGGAAGGGGAUGGACCAGUUUUCUGGUCUGGGAAGGGGAUGGACCAGUUUUCUGGUCUGGGAAGGGGAUGGACCAGUUUUCUGGUCUGGGAAGGGGAUGGACCAGUUUUCUGGUCUGGGAAGGGGAUGGACCAGUUUUCUGGUCUGGUCUGGGAAGGGGAUGGACCAGUUUUCUGUCCUGGUCUGGGAAGGGGAUGGGCCAGUUUUCCGUCCUGGUCUGGGAAGGGGAUGGGCCAGUUUUCCGUCCUGGUCUGGGAAGGGGAUGGACCAGUUUUCCGUCCUGGUCUGGGAAGGGGAUGGGCCAGUUUUCCGUCCUGGUCUGGGAAGGGGAUGGGCCAGUUUUCCGUCCUGGUCUGGGAAGGGGAUGGACCAGUUUUCCGUCCUGGUCUGAGAAGGGGAUGGGCCAGUUUUCCGUCCUGGUCUGGGAAGGGGAUGGGCCAGUUUUCCGUCCUGGUCUGGGAAGGGGAUGGACCAAUUUUCUGGUCUGGGAAGGGGAUGGACCAGUUUUCCGUCCUGGUCUGGGAAGGGGAUGGACCAGUUUUCCGUCCUGAUCUGGGAAGGGGAUGGACCAGUUUUCUUUCGGUCCUGGUCUGGGAAGGGGAUGGACCAGUUUUCUUUCGGUCCUGGUCUGGGAAGCUCAUUGCGUAUGCAGCAUUUCACUCCAGCUGGAGUAAAUAUUGUGAAAAUCCAACCUUGUUGUCGGGAAGGACUUGUCUGGAACUGGAAGUGCUCAUUGAGGUGAUGUCGUAGGACCCACUACAUUUCCACUGACCAGUUUCAUGUGGGUUUGAUGAAUACCGGGUCUCAGACUAGGUUUGGGAAACCUUGGCUGGGCUUAUUUAUGUACCAAUGAUAUUUAUGCACUGAGCGUUCCAGCCUGCCCGAGCACAUGGGUGAUUAAGUGCUUGCUUCAUGUGACUGGUAUAUUGUAUGUGAGUCUGGGUAUGAUCUAGAAAAAUGAUAUAUUGAUAUAUGAUAUAUUUCGUAAUGUAUAAUUCCUGUUUCCCUUUUUUGUCAACAGCUCACAGCAUGACAGUAUUUCGGAAUUGAACUUCCUCGUCUAUUUUUAUUAUGUGUUCAGUGGCAUGCCUUAUUCUCUUAUCUGCCUGUAAUGAAAAAGGGGAAAUAAAUAUAAGAAAUUGUUGAGACAUU